Molecule: messenger RNA, 1710 nt
Organism: Trichogramma pretiosum
Lineage: Eukaryota; Metazoa; Arthropoda; Insecta; Hymenoptera; Trichogrammatidae
Product: protein CREG1-like
Exons: 6
Coding region: 423-1310 (295 amino acids)
Source: RefSeq, a predicted model, not a curated record
GACAGAAAAACAGCAGCGCGCCGCGGCGCUCCGAGUUUACAUAUACACAACACAACAGUAGCGCGUAAAAGUAUAAUAAGUAUAACGUCGUCGUCGUCGUCUCUCGUUCUGUGCAGCUUGACUCUGUGCUGCAGCAGCAGCAGACUGCACACACACAACGCGACUCGAGCGAAUUACGACAGGUUGCAGCAGCAAGUGACAGUGAUCAAGAGCAGCGCAGUCGUAAUAGGCACGUAUAAUACAAAAAGAGAAGUUAUGUAUUACUUUUUAUUUUCGCGAUAGAGCAACUCCAUACGUAUACGAGGUAAUACACUUCUUUUUUCGCCGAGUGUGUUUGUGUGUGCGAAGCGGCUUCUCCAGGCAUGUAACGAGGGUCAACACCGCAGAGAAUAUAACGUAGUAUUAUACUCUUUAAACUCAGGAUGUCUAGAGAAUUAAAAAUCGUCUUGAUCGGUCUGGCCGCGAUCGUAUCGUUGUUCCUCGUCGUCGAGUCGACCAACAUCGAGGAUUAUCGCGAUUGGCGCGAAUUCAAGGAGUUCCAGGAGUUUCGCGCCUGGAAGCGGCGAGAAGCCGCCGGGUUAACUGCUCCGAGGAAUCGGAAAUCGUAUUACGAUUACGAGCACGGCAAGCGCAACAAGCCCAAUUGGCAUCGCGGCGGCGGUCAUCGUCACCGAGUCGACGAUCUCAACGACUACUACUACUACAACGAGGAUGACGUCGAUUUCUAUCCCAUCGCCGAGGAAGAUCGGCAUAGGAGUCAUGGAAGCCGGGUAGGACCGCCGCCGAUCGAUCAGGCGGCACUGAUGGCUCGAUACAUCGUCAACCAAGCAGGUUGGACCUCGGUGGCGACAAUAAGCUCGCGAAAAGACAUCGAAAGCUAUCCGUUCUGCAAUGUCAUUUCGUUCAGCGAUGGACCUCUCGGGAACGGUACUGGAAUUCCAUAUUUGUUCCUGACACCGUUAGAUUUUACAGCGCAAGACGUUUUUAGGGACAAUCGCGCGACGCUGAUGAUGACCCUGGCACAAGGUCGCUACUGCCGGGCCAUGAAUUACGACCCGAUGGAUCCGCGAUGCGCCCGGGUGGUCUUUUCUGGAUUGAUCAAGCCGAUAAGCAUCGACAAUCCGGAUUAUCCAGCCGCCAAGAGUGCAGUCUUCGGCAGACAUCCGUGGCUGGCUCACAUGCCAAAAGAUCAUCACUUCUUCUUCGCCACGCUGAAGAUCAGCUCGAUCGCGCUGCUGGACACGUUCGGCGGUCCCAAGUACAUCGAGCUGAAGGAUUAUCUGCAUCCGCCGCAGCCCGCGGAAAUUUAGCGCAACACAGUUGGCAGUUGGCUGUAAAAAUAUAUGCGUGUCGUUAAUUUUAUAAUUCAAGAUUAUACGAAAUAAUCGUGUUACAAUCUGCACGUGACCAAAAAAAAUAUGCUGCAUACAAAGGAAUGUGAUCGAUUAUGUACAGAUGAUAAUGCUCGUGUUCCAGUAUUAUGUAGCAUAGCGAGCGAGUUUAUCUAUUUUUUUUUAUUCUCUCCUUUACAUAUAGAUGAUAAUUACUACCCAGUGUUAAAUUUUAUCAAGCGAUUGCGAACAUUUUUUUGCUGCGAUCAAUGAUCUUGAGAUGAGAUAUUGUGACUGAUUUAUACCUCAUGUACAUUUAUUUUUUUUAAAGUUAUUUGUUAUUAUUACGCAACGAUAAACCAAAAAAGUUUCGAAACAA